This is a messenger RNA of Fraxinus pennsylvanica, 1062 nucleotides long. NCBI's taxonomy places the organism in Eukaryota, Viridiplantae, Streptophyta, Magnoliopsida, Lamiales, Oleaceae. The record is from the annotation of a GenBank genome assembly.
AUGACAUCGCUCUACAAAUCCAAGGCAUGUCCUCAGUGUCAUCUCUCUCUCUCUUUCUCUGAUAGAUCAUCACGCAUAAACAUCAACAAGGACGAGAAAAAGAUGAUACAGGAGCUGUUGGGUGGGAGUAAUGUUGGCUUAACAGGAGGGGAAAGACCUAAACUUUCCACCACUAAUGGAGUUUUUGAUGGCUCGCCUUCACCCUCACCGUCUCUUUCUCCAUCUUCUUCCACCACUGCCACUGCCACCACCACUGAGAACCUGAGAUGCCCUCGAUGCGAUUCUUCCAACACAAAGUUCUGUUAUUACAACAACUACAACCUCACUCAGCCGCGCCAUUUCUGCAAGACUUGUCGGCGCUACUGGACUAAAGGAGGUGCCCUUCGCAAUGUCCCCAUCGGAGGUGGAUGUCGGAAAAACAAGAAUAUUACCAUAAUCAACUCUGUUGGAAAAUCAAGUGCCGGAAAGUUGAAGACAGUUUCAUCAGAAACAGGAAAAACAUGUUUUCUUAGUGGUUUCGAACAACAUGCUGAUCUUUCCACAAACCCAAUUGGAUGGUCCUCCCCUCAAAAUUCUCAUUUGUUGUCUUUACUGAGAUCAAACCAAAUUUCUAGCCCUAACCCUGUCACGAUUAAUCCUAUCACCGUGAAGGAGGAAGGUGGUUUUUAUGGGUCCCACGUGAGCUUUGAAUCAUCUUUACCCAAUGGUGGUUUAAAUUCUCGGACCCUAGGGUUAGAUCCAGUUAGCCAGAUGGUUACCUCCACUUGGCUUCCCAGUUCUUUUUGGAGCAACAAUCAGCAACAGAAUCAAGCGAACAACGGAAUUAUACUGGGAGAAGUUCAAAAUACUGGGAUCCAAGAACUUUAUCAGAAGCUUAGAUCAUCAAAAUAUUGUUAUCCAGAACCUGCCCCAGUAAUUCUUGGAAAUGUAUCUUCUGCACCAUCAAUGGCUUCUUCCACCAUUUUUGAGUCAGCUACAGUAUCUGGAGGUGAAUUGGGUUUCUGGAAUACCACUCUUCCUGGGCAAACUGAUAUAGCCACAACUAAUGGUGCAUAUCCUUAA